UUGGAAAAGCGCUCGAACAUGUGGGUCUUCAGUAGCCUAUUGAUGGAAUCAGGCCGAUUCGAAGACGACAUUUCCACGACAGGACGCCUCCAGGGCCGACGACUCUGCGGUCCAAAUGGCCGCCUUCUCACGCAGUCGAAGGGGCGCAUGGUUGACAGCGCUGGCUUCUUCACCGCCUGUUUUGCAGCUUGGAGCGGGUGGCCGUGCUGGCGCGCUCGCGUCAUCCACAGAUCUCCCGCGCGUGCGACGUAGUUCUGAAGCUCGUUCUUCAUCUCCGCGUCGAUUCUGCUGGCCUUGGACGCGCUCGCCUGGACUUCAAACACUAUUCUUUGUCCAAUAUAUCAGUGGCUGUUCCUUGCGCUUCGUUGCCGCUAUUCACAAGCGCCAUCGUCCCGCUCCAUGUAUCAACCACCAUCUUGGAUCGGCGCCAGACAGAAGCGGUCCUUACUGGGACCUGGGACCUAGCCAUGCACCGCUGCCUGUCGUGAACCGCGCCGGCCUAUCGAAUCGUCCGAAUUUUGCUUCCGCUCCACGACGACUUGCUCUGUGCACCCUCAACCUUUGUACUGCUGCUAUCCACUUCGCGGCAGGUCAAUUGUCGAGUACGCUCUGCAGCCGCCCGAUGCAUGAUCCCUUUGUGUCAAUUCGAAAAUUUCCUCCCAAAGCUCCAGACCCGUUCGUGCUGAGCUUAGCAUCCUGCUAUCUCCAAUGUCUUGACUUCGGCAAAGUGGGGACUACUUGAUGCCCUACCACCAGCCUUGAACAUGGGGAUCCCAGGGUCUGUGAACUCUUCAUCUCUGUCUCUCUCGAUUGACCGGGAUCGCGUGCGCAAGAACGCCUGGCCCCUACCAGCUGCCCUCUACUCGUCAAUCAUCGCCUGUCAAACUGUACUCCACUACGUCUCGCGAACGUGCUGGAGCGCCAUCAGACAGUCUCCGCAAUGCCAAUUUAUGCCUGCAUGCACACGGCUUACAGCUAA
Alternaria rosae is the source of this 979-nucleotide messenger RNA. RefSeq lists its product as uncharacterized. Bases 116 to 742 code for a protein of 208 amino acids. The record is from RefSeq and is a predicted model, not a curated record. The transcript has 2 exons. NCBI's taxonomy places the organism in Eukaryota, Fungi, Ascomycota, Dothideomycetes, Pleosporales, Pleosporaceae.